Molecule: messenger RNA, 5002 nt
Organism: Ceratitis capitata (Mediterranean fruit fly)
Lineage: Eukaryota; Metazoa; Arthropoda; Insecta; Diptera; Tephritidae
Product: zinc finger and BTB domain-containing protein 17
Exons: 5
Coding region: 2313-4457 (714 amino acids)
Biological process (GO): regulation of DNA-templated transcription
Molecular function (GO): RNA polymerase II cis-regulatory region sequence-specific DNA binding; DNA-binding transcription factor activity, RNA polymerase II-specific
Source: RefSeq, a predicted model, not a curated record
UGACUUAGAUAUUAUUUAAAGAUAACAAGAUUUUCUUGAAUGAAGAGAAUUGAAAAUUUUGUUUGUGAAUAGCAAAACGCUUGUACUUGAGUGCUCUUUCUCUGGCUAAGAUAUUUCACAGUUCUUCCAACUAAGAUGUUGAAUUUUACCAAAUAUAUUACUUUUACAUGCUUUGUGCUUUAUAACUUCAGCAAUAUCUAGAUACGCCAUUAAUGUAUUUAUCUCUUAUGUAAAACCCUUGAGUCAGUAGAGUUAUUUUGGCCGGUAGUUUACAGUCUUUAUCACAUUUUUCUAUUCAAUUCAAGCGCAAAAUCACAAUUACAGCAGUGUGAACAGCAAUGUGCUGAGCUAUAUUUGAGUUGUACGCCUUAUCUUAUCGCUUGCACUGCACGGUCGACAUGAAUUCGUACAUACGUGUACUUGUAUGUAUGUUGUGUGUAUGUAUGUACAUAUAUAGACGCAUAAUUUGUAGAGUGCUUGAAUAAAAGGUUGCCUCACCACAUGUGACUUACACAUGCAUACAUACUCGUGCAUGUACAUAUAUAUGUAUAUUUAUUAUUCCCAUAUCUUUGCCUCAGUGUUGUUUGUGCUCUCAUUUUGUUGUGCUUCUCUUUUCAUGGUAGUUUUUAUAAAAUUGUCUAUGUCUACUUUAACGCGCUCAUCACUCGCUUAUCAGUCAGUCGCCGUUUGCUUAACCUUUCGCUUAUCAGUGCUGUGUGGCUCAUAGCUCAGGUUGUGCGCUCAGCAAGAAAAGCAAAUAUUGAUUUUGAUUUCUUUGGAAUCGCAGAAUUUUCUUUUCCUGCUUUUUCGAUGGAUUUACACAUUUUCCCGUGUUUCCAAGUCGGCCUUAUGUGCGCAUUGCAAACAAAAGACUUUGAAAACGAACUUCAAGUGCGCACAUUCAUACUCACACGCGAUCAUUUAGCUUAUCGCUAACAUCUCUGCGUAUGUGUAUGUCAAUGAUUAAUGUGUGUGUGUUUUUGUGCUUUAUUAGAAUUGACUGCAAUGAGUUAUUUAAUUUUUCCACAUAUCGUUUUUUUGUUUUUGUUUUUUUUUUUGUUAGAAUUUCAUGUUUUUCGUUGAAUUGGACGUUCAUAUAACAGAAUUUUAUUUAAAGUUCAACGUCAGCAGAACUACGAAAUUUUCAACUGUUGACACAGCUGCUUUUUGUUUCAAUUUUUCGUUAUUAAUCUUACGUGUGUGUUUUUUGCUCGCUCUGUUUGUAUGUGCUUGGACCGACCCUCCCACCGCGUCCCUUGCCGAGCGCACUCUCGCUUUUCAAUCCACAUCAAACCAACUGUCGGCGCUGCCAACUCUGCUGCCUCACCUAACAGCGCUGGGAAGUGCAUAUACACCCCUACAUAUGCUCACAUACAAAUAAAUAUACAGACCUAUAUGUAGGUAUAUGUUUUUUAUAAUUCAGCCAUUCAGUUGCUUUCAGUUCAGUUCAGUUGAGUUCAGUUCAUCAUUCUGUUGAGUAUUCACUCAUCAUUAUCGGGCAUAUGGUCAGGCGGUGAGUUUGUCGCGUUUUUAUUUUUAAUUUUCAUUGUUGUACUCCGUUGCCUUUUUGUUGUUGUCGCCGAGGCUUUUCACGCUGCGCUCCACUACAAAUUGUAAUGUGCACAAAUUAAUUCAGCAACACAGGCGACCGACGAACAGUACAUUCAGCGCCUGCGAUCUACAAAAACAGAAUUAAAAAAAAGAAGAAAUUAAUAAAAAAUAAAUGUAAAAAUAUAAGCUUGAGGUUUUUUGUUCUGAUUUCAAUAUCAAUUUGAAGCGGUAGUUAGCCGCUUGCUGUCAACUGUCGCCUGCCGUUCGCGCCACAGCGUUCAUUCAUAUCAAUCAAAAGUUAAAAAAUGAAUAAAAAUAUUUAACCACCGAAACAAACACCCUCUUAUAGGGUUGUGCGAAAUAAAAAAAAAUAUAAAAACAAAAAAAAAACUAUUCUAAAAAACUUUUCACAGAACGAUAAAUAAAUCAGAGACUCAAUUGUCGCUACGACUAAACAAAUAUACAUACAUACAUACUAUAAAUAUUUAAUUGCAUGAAAUAAAGAAAAAAAAAAUUAAAUAAUUCUGGUGUUGGCUUGCAAAUACAAAAUUUUAGACUGAAGUGAAUAUUAUUAAAAAAAUAAAAUUGAAGAAUUCAUAUAACUUUAAAUCAAAGUGGAUGUGGAGCGGAAAUCAAAUACUGUUAGCUUGAAAAUUAUUUUUCAACUUUUAACCCACACGUUCUUAAACAAUUUACUAUAAUUACGAUAUUUUUCAUAACACUGGUGUCUGCAGAAUCAGAAGAGCAUUGCUUAUGCGCUUAUGGUGGCGGUGCUUAAAGCAAAAAAAAAGUUAUUAAAAGUAAAAUCGAUAAAAUUUAUUAAAAUACCUAUUUUUUUGCAAAAUCUGAAAAUGGUGCGUAGUCGUCGUUCGAUUUCCAAAGAGGAUGCCUCAUCUGUGCAUACCGACAGCGGAGUUUCGUUGUCUUCACCACCCGCUUCUUCAAGUGUGCACAACAGCGGUGAUGGCGAGGAGACACGGCCAAUCCGCAAGCGAAAACAACUGCGUCAGCGUGUUAGUAGCGUAAAGACAGCUAAAAAGGCACGUCCAAGCACAGUAGAGCCGGUUGAGGUCACAGCAGUUGUGAAGAGGCAGAAACUUAGUGAUUCAGCUAAUUCAGCGGAUUCCGAAAAUGAUUCAGCGCCUUCACCAAAGCAGUUAGUGGAUUUGGGAGAUAAAUUAGCGCAGGAUGGCGAAAAUUUAGUGCAUGUAAUCGAUAGUAUAACGGUUGAUAUUGACAAUUCAGACGCUUUGACAAAAGAAGCACUUGCCAGUGAUAUGCAGCUGGCACUAUCCCAGUCAGAGGCAAUAGAUACUAUAAAUUCAGCAUUCAUUGUAAUUCCCGUUGCUGCCGAUACAGAGGAAACGGUUCAAUCGAUUGACUUAUCGGAUAAAUCUGUUAUCGUUCUAACGACUGUUUCGGAGAAUUCCAUCUCAGCUGCCGAUUCAGCAUUCUCCGAAACGGAUGUCACUCAAUCUGCCGCCGAUUUGUCGGACAUAACGCAUUCAGUACCAAAUGAUUCUAUAAUUUCAACCGCCGACUCGCAGUCUGCAAUUGCUGAUGGGUCUCUAACGCCAGCCGCCAAUAAGCGUUCGGGUAAAGUUUUCAUGCGUAAAGUGCAUAUUUGCCAUAUCUGUUCCAAGCAAUUUCGUGGCAAUAACGAUCUACGACGACACAUGCUCAUACAUUCGGAUGAACGGCCGUACAAGUGCGAGCAUUGCGGCAACUGCUAUCGGCAGGCAGUAAAUCUCAGAAAUCACAUCAAUUGUGCCCACACAAAUCAACGACAGUUCGCCUGUGCGCAGUGUCCGAAGAUGUUCGCUAUCAAGGAGCGCUUGCGUUUACAUAUGCGUUUGCAUUCGGGCGAAAAGCCUUACGCUUGUAAGGACUGCGAUAAACGCUUCGCACGUGGCGGUCAUCUUAAGCAGCACGUUAUGAGCCAUCACAAGAGUAGCAUCAAGCAAUAUGUGUGCGAGAAAUGCUCUACCUCCUUCUCAUCGACCUCGAAUUUGCGCGCCCACAUGGAUCGUCACGAGAAUGGACCCGAACACUAUUGUGAGAUCUGCAAGGAGCACUUCCCGAACGAACCAGUGCUCAAAGCGCACAUCAAUAAACUGCACUAUAAGUUGGGUCAGUUCGAUUGCGACAUUUGCAAGGAGACCAUCGAAGAUGAUGAGCUAGCCAAACACAUGAAGACUCAUACGAAUGUGAAAGCGCAUGUCUGCGAGGUGUGCAAAUCGUAUUUUACGCAGAAAUCACAGUAUAACGUGCAUAUGCGUAUGCAUACCGGCGAGCGUCCGUACCAGUGUAGGAUUUGCUGGCAAACUUACGCCUACUCGAGCGUUUUGAAGCUGCACAUACGCAAACACACUGGAGAAAAGCCUUUCCAGUGCUUGGUAUGCACAGACGUAGUAGCCUUCUCGCAAUUGGCACACUACAAGACACAUAUGAAGAAGAUACAUAAGCAAAACAAUCCCUACAUGUGUGAGGGCUGUCAUCAGUUUUUCAAAGUCAAAGCAGAGCUUCAAUCGCACAUGCAACAAUGCGACAACUGUAAUGUAGACGUCGAGAAGGAGAAUGCCAAAAAUAAUGACUUGCAAACACUCUCCCACAUACGUUUUCUUAUGGCAUUGCUAUUGAAGAAAAUCUCCUCCCAACAGAAGCUGCAACAAUUGGGCUACGAGAAGCGUCUUAUCGAUAAUGUGGUUGUGGCCUCACUAAAGUUGGCGAACCGCAAAGCAUGUGAAGAUCAGUCACUGCCGGCAAUCGAACGCAUGCGUCGGAAUGUUGAGGAGUUUCUCAAUUGGAUUGUGCCUGCCAAGGCAAUGGAAACAUUUCGGCAGGAGCAACAGUCCAUAGACGAUAUACUGGAUAAAAUAGUCACCAUGUAUAUGAAGCAUAAAUGAUGAUGAGGUGCCGUAUGAUAUUCGGAAUGUGCCAUAACAUGCGCGAGGAAAUAGUGGAUGUGAAUUGUACUUUGCAUUUUUAACUGACCACAUGGGCAUAGGAGUUUUUUACGUUAUUUAGUUUAACCGGACAGGUUUAAACCACCUGCACCAACUAUGAUUUUCGACUUUUUUUUAUAUCAAAGACACCAAAAACAAUCCAAAGAUAUUUUUGCCAAAAGCUUGCUAAUAGCAGUAAUAAUUUUAAGUUCUUUAGUUUUCUGAUUACUUAUAAAAUAUGUUAGUAUUAUGCUGAGUUUUUAGUUUUACUAGACGCCAAUGAAUUUUACUGAAGUCUACCGAUAUCAGCCAGCUUUUCGCUUUUGAUUUCCUUUGCUAUAUAUUUAGCUAGUCAUAACAGCAUAUUGCAUACAGAUUUACGUUACCAAAAAAGCUAAGAAAUCUUGCCAUAUUUAGUUUUAGAUUUAUUACAUCAGAAAUCUGUAAUGAUUUUCAUUUUUUUGCUUAGCUGCAUUAUUUAUAUGAAUUUGUUUCUUGAAUUAAUA